AUGGGCAAGCAAGGAAAGUCCAAAGCUACUAGCAAGAAGGAACAGCGCCCUACGCCUUACCCCAAGAAGGCCAAGGUGGACGUUACCUAUGACGACCAGAAGAAAUCUUCCAAGGCUGGAGACAAGAAGGGCCCUGCGGCCAAACCUGCGCCCAAGCCCAAGCCCAAGCAGGUAACGGUGCAAGCGCCCAAGAAGAAGAAAGAGGAGAAGGAGGUGGAGAUUGUGGAAGAAAAGCCCAAGACAAACAAGGGUAAACAGCCCGCGGCCGGACCUUCGACAUUCAUCAUCUGUGCGGGGUCCUACGAGAAGAUUUUGUACGGUAUUGAGGGGUCUUAUCCUGAAUCUGAAGAAGUGGCUGUACCGGAGCUCGAACCUGCAUUCAUCUUCCCCGCGCAUUUGGCGUGUGUCAAGGCGGUCGCGGCCAGUCCGGGAGGCAAGUGGUUGGCGACGGGGAGUGUGGACGAGUAUGUGAAGGUUUGGGAUUUGAGGAGGAGGAAGGAGGUUGGAUCUUUGUCACAGCACACUGAAUCGAUAACGUCCCUCCACUUCCCCACCCCCUCUCACCUCCUCACCACUUCUGCCGAUUCCACCCUUUCCCUGUUCCGUACUUCCGACUGGACUCUCCUCAAGACCCUCAAGGGACACAGUGGGAGGGUCAACCAGGUGGAUGUGCACCCGACCGGAAGGGUUGCAUUGAGUGUGGGAAAGGACAAGACGUUGAAGAUGUGGGAUUUGAUGAGAGGACGAGGAGCUGCCAGUCUGCCGUUGGGAGAAGAAGCGGAGCUUGUCAAGUUUUCCGACGCCGGAACACAUUUCGCCGUCCUCUUCCCUCACAGAAUUCAGAUUUACUCUCUCACUCUCAAGCUUUUGAAAACAAUCUCCACCAAAUCCCGAUUCAACACCCUCCUCUUUGCCACCCUCCCUGCUCCUUCGCCGGAAGAAGAUGACACUGAGCUGCUUUGUAUUGGUACGGAAAAGGGAAUUAUCGAGGUGCACAGGGUUGAGAUUGGGGGUGAUGAAGAGAGUGACGAGGAGGAUGAAGAGGAGGAUGAGAAGAAGGAUGAGGGAGGCAAGGGCGCCGAGUUGGACCGGGUUGCGACUCUUGUGGGGCACACCAACAGGCAAGACAUUUCUUCUCUCCCCUUCACCGUCCCUACGCCCUCUGGCCCCCGCCCCACCGUCCUCCUCUCUUCCGUCUCUUCUGACGGCUUCAUCAACCUCUACGACCUCGCCCAAACGCUCGACAAGGAGGAAGACGGCGAGGAGAACAAGAUCGAGCCCUCUGCCAAGUACGAUACCAAGGGCACCAGGCUGACCUGUGUCUUCCUUGCGGACGGACAGGAAGCUGCCAAGAUCAAGAAGGUCAAGGAGGAGAUUGUCAGCGAGGACGAGGACGAGAGUGAAGACGAGGCCGCCGACUUUUACGGCAGCGAGCAGGGAAGUGAUGAGGAGAGCGAGGAUGAGGAGGAGGGCAGCAUGGAGGUGGAAUUCGAGGACGAGGAGGAAGCGGAGGAAGAGGGCGAGUACGAGUAG
Messenger RNA from Cryptococcus wingfieldii CBS 7118, 1533 nucleotides. Its product is annotated as protein MAK11. The transcript is spliced from 5 exons. NCBI's taxonomy places the organism in Eukaryota, Fungi, Basidiomycota, Tremellomycetes, Tremellales, Cryptococcaceae. The record is from RefSeq and is a predicted model, not a curated record. Gene Ontology annotation, molecular function: protein binding. The coding region runs from base 1 to 1533 and encodes 510 amino acids.